Molecule: messenger RNA, 1461 nt
Organism: Plasmodium berghei ANKA
Lineage: Eukaryota; Apicomplexa; Aconoidasida; Haemosporida; Plasmodiidae
Product: replication protein A1, small fragment
Exons: 2
Coding region: 1-1461 (486 amino acids)
Source: RefSeq, a predicted model, not a curated record
AUGAGUGAAAACGACCUCCUUUUUCGUAUUAGCCAAAUAACGACAUAUGUUAGCAAAUGGAUCAUAAAAGCAAAAGUAGUUAACAAAUCAAAACUCUCUACAUUUAAGAACAACAACAGUUUUUUUAGCAUAGACAUAACUGAUGUACAUGGUGAUUCGAUUUCAUGCAAAUUUUGGGGAAGCUCAGCAGAUAAAUGGUUUAAUAAUAUAGAGUUAAAAAAAGUUUAUAUUUUUUCCAAAGGAAGAGUUUCGAUUGCAAAUCCAAAAUAUAAUACUGUAAAACAUAAAUAUGAAUUAACAUUUAAUGAAGAUAGUGAAAUUCAUGAAGUAAAAGAUGAUGGGGAAAUCAAAAUUCAGAAAAAUAUAUCACUUGUAAAUUUAAGAGAUAUAAAAAUAGCCACAAAAGAAACACCAUUUACAGCCGAUUUAAUUGGUAUAGUUAAACAUAUAUGCCCACCAAAUAAUUUGAAAACGAAGCAAGGAAAUGAUAUAAUUAAACAAAAUAUAAUAAUUGUUGAUGAUACAAAGCAUUCAUUUGAAAUAUCUUUUUGGGACAGUAAUGUAAAUUUAAUAGAAAAGGAUUUAAAAGAAAAUGAAAUAUACAUAUUUACAAAUAUAAGUAUUCGAAAUUGGAAUGAUAUGAAAAAUGGAACAUUUGGUGUAACUAGUUCUAUCGAAAAAGUAGAAAAUCUAAAUGACGAAUUAAAAGAAAAAUGCUUAGGUAUUUCAGAAUGGUAUAAUAAUAAUGGAAAAUACGAGCAGUUUACUAAUAUGAAAAAUAUUUUAUCCAAUGAUGUUAUCCAAACACCUGAUAAACAUUAUGCAUUAAGUGAUGUUAAUGAUGUAUUAGCAAAAAUAUCUGGAACAUAUACAUUAGUAGGUAGAAUUAAACGAAUAUAUUGGAAAAGCAAAGAAAAUGAGCAUAGGUUUUAUUACCCUGCUUGUACUAAAUGUAAAAAAAAAUUAUUAUCAAGUGGACAAGAUAGUGCUCAAGGCGUUGAUUACGAUAAUUCGAAUUUCAAUAAUGAAGAAAAUUGUGUAUAUUCAUGUAUGAAUUGUGAUGAAAAUAAUGUCAAACCCUUUUAUAAUUAUACAUUUAAUUUCUUAUUUAUGGAUUUCUCUGGUUCUAUAACUUUAAGAGCUUUUUCUGAUGAAGGGUUUAAUUUGCUAGGGAAAAAAGCUGAAGAAUUAAAAGGAUUGGAUGAGGAUACUUUAGAUUAUUUAUUUAAUUACGAUUUCUUAUAUAAGGAGUAUAAAGUUGUUGUUAGGGUAAGUCAAAAAAUUUAUAAUGGAAUAGAAAGAGUAAAUUUUACUGCUAUGAGAAUAUUCCCACAAAAAUAUUCAGAUAUCUCGUAUUUACUCAAUGAAAUCCAACUACUCAUUCCCAGUGAUAAUAAUACAACUAAAAAUAAGAGAUCCCUGAACAACAAUUUUCAUGAUACAAAAAAACAAAAAAUAUAA